This is a messenger RNA of Electrophorus electricus (electric eel), 2494 nucleotides long. It is a transcript of the gene tmem8b, whose product is annotated as transmembrane protein 8B. The record is from RefSeq and is a predicted model, not a curated record. NCBI's taxonomy places the organism in Eukaryota, Metazoa, Chordata, Actinopteri, Gymnotiformes, Gymnotidae. Gene Ontology annotation, cellular component: membrane.
UGCAAGACCUGAAAAUGUGGACAGGCAUAGUGAUAUAAAAUCACGGACGUGCUCUUAGGAGGUAAACACUCAGUUUAUCACGAUGUGGCGGCUUGUAGGUCUGUGGUCGGAGAUGGGCCGCGUGCAGCUCCUGUUGCUUGUUUACAGCUAUCUCUGCUCUAUCGGAGGCUGCCUAUUUGUGACGGACUAUUUCACCCGGACGCCUCGCAAGCUCAACGCCUUCCGCUCCUUCGCCAGUGUGGAGCUGUUCCACUUCAGCGUGCCUGAUGACACCGUGGUGGCCGUCUGGAACCUCAUCACCUUCAAGGAGCAAGGGGGCACAUUCGGGGACAACUGCCCCGACCGCAACGUGACAGUAUACUUCAGGUCAGGGGCCCCACCAGUGAUCAACCCCCUGAACACCCGCUUCCCGAGGGACACCAUCAUCCCAGGGUCCUUUGCUGUCACUCUGACAUGGACACUGCCCAACCGUACCACAGGGGUGUUCAAUGUCACCAGCCCCCUCCCAGGAGACUGGUUCCUGGCCGCACACCUGCCAAAGGAUGAGGGGAAGAUUUCUGUCAAGGGUCUUCGAGAAGAAUGUCAGUACCUCUUCCAACCUCAGCUCAUAGUCCAGAGGCUGAUAGGAAUUUCGGUGCUAUACCCUGGCUACUUCAUAGACCAGAUGAUUCCAGUUCACAAUAAAUCUGUUCUCUACAAGGUAUUCAUUCCUAGCUACAUCUCUUUGGUGAAGGUUCAGCUGGGGGACUGCAGCACCAGAAACCGGAGCAAUGAAGGCUGCCCUGUGCUGGUGAAGAUGCGAGCCAGGGCUCCACCUGUACACAACUCCAGUGCUGUUGACUGCAGAGAGAGCAAGCCCUGCGAACUAGAGAUGCCACUGCUGUCCUGGGAGCAGUGGUAUUACAUCCUGGUGGAGCGCUACCUCAGCCCGGCAGAUGUGUACUUUCGCAUCGGUGUCCAGGUUAAAGAUUGCUCCAAGCCGAGCAUCACUAAGGGCUCCUCUGCCAUGAAUAUGCCCCAGUCAUUUGGCAUAGCGAUGGGCUUCUCUCUGUCAGAAACCCUGCCUGCUGCCAGCCUGCCCAACCUGUCGCGAAAUGCCUCAGAUCAGGGCUUGCUGCUGACAGCUGAAGACAGCAUCAUCUACUUGGCACCCACCGCCGACACCAAUAAGUGCUGGCCCAUCCGACCCACGUUGCGCAAUGAAUUGGACACCUUCUCUGUGCACUUCUACAUCUUCUUCGGGCCCAACAUUUCCAUUCCCCCAGACCGGGCAGCAGUGUUUGCCAUCAACCUGAUGCCUGUCCUGGACAGUGGAGGAGUUCUCAACAUGGAGCUCAAACUGAAUGUGUCCUCGGUGAAAGGAGAGAAUGUUACCGUGUUCGGCUGCCUGAAUCAUGGAAUGCCGCUAUCCCUUCGAGAGAACUCCUCUGUGAAAUGCGAAUCUGAAUCUGUUUCGGGAUUUCUUCUAUCCGUGAACACCACUACAAAUAUUACUAAGCUGCGGAUCCCAUACCCCCAGACAGGAACCUGGUACCUCAGCCUUCGAUCUCUCUGUUCCACAGAGCAUGGGUUCGAGGCAUGCUCCAAUAUAACAUCAGAAGUUUAUCUACGCUCAUAUCUGACUCCGUGUAUUAACGACUGCGGCACGUAUGGCCAGUGCAAGCUCCUCCGGACCAAUAACUACCUGUAUGCUGCAUGCGAGUGUAAAGCAGGCUGGAAUGGCUGGGCCUGUACAGACAACACAGAAGCUUAUUCAUAUGGAUUUCAGCUGCUGUCCACCCUGCUACUCUGCCUAAGUAACCUGAUGUUCGUACCGCCUGUGGCCAUCGCUAUCCGCAGCCAUUACCUGCUGGAAGCCUCUGUCUACAUCUUCACAAUGUUCUUCUCCACUUUCUACCAUGCUUGUGAUCAGCCUGGCAUAGUGGUCUUCUGCAUUAUGGAGUAUGAUGUCCUUCAGUUCUGUGAUUUUCUCGGCUCCCUCAUGUCUGUGUGGGUCACUGUCAUUGCUAUGGCCAGGCUCAAAUCUAUCAUCAAACAGGUCCUGUACCUGCUAGGAGCAAUGUCACUCUCCAUGGCCCUGCAGCUGGACCGCCACGGCCUGUGGAACCUACUCGGCCCCAGCCUCUUUGCCUUGGGCAUAAUGGCCAUUGCCUGGACCGUGCGCACCAUCCGACGCCGCCGCUGCUACCCGCCCACCUGGAAGCGCUGGGUCUUCUUCCUGUUCCCGGGCACCAUGAUCGCCGCCUCAGCCGUGGCCCUCUAUGCCUUCGUGGAGACAGAGGAGAACUACUUCUACAUCCACAGCAUCUGGCACAUGCUGAUCGCGGGCAGCGUGGGCUUUUUGCUGCCGCCGCCGCGCACCAAGUCCGACGCCAAGGUCACGCCCCUCAAGCGCCGCCGGGGCUGCGGCUACCAGCUCUGCGUCAACGAGCAUGAGGAGAUGGGCCUGGUGGACCCAGCCAUUAUCACCAUCAACAGUAUCUGCACCAGCUGA